Molecule: messenger RNA, 879 nt
Organism: Closterium sp. NIES-65
Lineage: Eukaryota; Viridiplantae; Streptophyta; Zygnematophyceae; Desmidiales; Closteriaceae
Source: the annotation of a GenBank genome assembly
GUGGCCUCGCUGGAGUUCCCCCCGGUGGAGCCACGGGAGGAGGCGCUGUCCCUGGCGGAGGGGCUGGACCUGUUCGGCGCCGGGCCCAUCGACGCCCACCGCUACGCGUGGGUGCAGCAGCGCGAGGCAGAGGAAGUGGCGGAGGGGCACAUGUUCAUCGUCAUGGCGGACAUUGCCCUGCAUGACCCCCAGACCCUGCAGCGCCUGGCCACGGUGCUGGGGGCGUACGACGCCCUGGACGAGCCACCGCGACUCUUUCUGCUCAUUGGGGACCUCUGCUCCCCGCCCUCCGCCCUCGCUUCCCCGCACCUGCACGCUCACAGGGAGGCCUUCUCACAGCUGGCGAGGGUGAUAGGCGCGCACCGCCGCCUCAAGGACAAGUCGCUCUUCGUCUUUGUGCCCGGCCAGGCCGACCCAGGCCCAUGCGCAGUGUUGCCACGCCCAUCGCUGCCGCGCUUCUUCACAGACCCCAUCACUGACGCCCUCCCCUCUGCUGUCUUCUCCUCCAACCCUUCCCGCCUCAAGUUCUAUUCGCAGGAGCUGGUGGUGCUCAGGGCGGACCUGCAGCGCCGCAUGCAGCGCUGCGCCGUGCUGCCGCCACUCAAGGACACCGACCCCUUCACCCAUGUGGCGACCACGGUGGUGCACCAGGCGCAUCUGAGCCCGCUGCCCCUGGUCGCCCAGCCCGUGUUCUGGGACUAUGACUUCACUCUGCACCUCUUCCCCGCUCCCCAUGUGCUGAUUCUGGCAGACUCAUCAGGGCAGAGCAGCGCUGUGGUGAAUGGCAUCACGUGCAUCAACCCCGGCUCCUUCUCCCUCGAUGGCACCUUCACUGCGUACUACCCAGCCUCACGCUCAGUGGAGCACUGCAAUGUGUGA